AAAAAAAAAAAAGUCUCUGUCGAUUCCUCUUGCUUACCAAACAAGAACAAAAUAGGAAACAAAACAUGGUAAGAAGGGAGAGAGCAUAUAUCCACCUGCUGCUUAGAAGACGACCCACGGCAGCAAAGACCCACCCACGACGGAGACAAAUCCAAUGCUAAUCUCCAUUCCUAUCUUCAACUCAACUCACACUACAUACAAUUUCUUCUAAUAUGGUUUUCACUCAGGAUUCUUAACUCUCUUUAAUAACUAGUUUAGUUUGAAGUAAUCAUUUGAGUUUUUGGUUGAAAUGGCUUACUCUUUUCUACCCUUAAGAUUUAGACAUCUCUUUAUUGUUGUUAUCUUUGUUGCCACUAUACUUCUUUUCCAAUCUUACUGGAAAACAUUCUCUAUAUUGUUGGAUGUGCCUACAUUCAUUGCAAACAAUGUUACUAUAUUGGAUCAUGAAUUUGAUUCUGAUGAGGGAAGAAUCUUCCGUAGUGAGAGUUUUGUAGUUGAUAAUCACGAAGAAGAAAUUCACAGUUUCACUCCGAAAAGGUUGCGCGAUGAAAAUGGAAUACAAAGUUUGGAAUUUGAGUCUAAAAAUGGGCUUUUGAAAACUACUUUGUCUGUAUUGAAUAAUAAAUCUAUGACGGGUUCCUCGACACAGACAAGUAAGUUGGCGUGGCCGACUUCGUUAACAGCGUUGAAUUCUCGGUUGAUUCGGAGUUUUAAUUCUUCUUCUAUGAAGCCAGAGUGGUCUUCCCGACGUGACCGUGAACUCUUAUCUGCAAAACUGGAGAUUGGAAAUGCAAAUGCCAUAUCAAAUUCUCCGGGACUUUAUGCACCUCUUUACCGGGAUGUUUCCAAAUUUUCAAGGAGUUAUGAGCUGAUGGAGCGGAAGCUCAAAGUUUAUAUCUAUAGAGAAGGAGAAAAACCGAUAUUUCAUCAACCAAAGAUGAGAGGAAUUUAUGCCUCAGAGGGAUGGUUUAUGAAAUUGAUGGAGGGAAGUAAAAGAUUCAUUGUAAAGGAUCCUAAAAAAGCUCAUUUAUUUUACCUUCCAUUCAGUUCGCAAAUGCUAAGGGCUAAUAUUUCCAACAAUAAGCUGAUGGAGCAAUACCUUGAAAGAUAUGUGAAUUUAAUUGCGGGAAGAUAUCGUUUUUGGAACAGAACUGGAGGAUCAGACCAUUUUCUCGUCGCCUGUCAUGAUUGGGCUUCGCGGAUCACAAUGCAACCAAUGAAAAAUUGUAUUCGGUCUCUGUGCAAUGCUAAUGCUGCUAAAGGAUUCCAAAUAGGGAAGGACACUACUCUACCUGUUACGUACAUUCAUUCUGUGAUGAAUCCACUAAGAAAAAUCGCUGGUAAACCUCCCUCAGAAAGGACUAUACUAGCCUUUUUCGCAGGAGGCAUGCACGGUUAUCUCCGUCCGAUCUUACUAAAACACUGGGAGAACAAAGAACCCGACAUGAAAAUUUUUGGUCAAAUGGCACGUGACGCAGAAGGUAAAAGAAUUUAUAUGGAGUACAUGAAUAGCAGCAGAUAUUGUAUAUGUGCUAGAGGUUAUGAAGUUCACACACCAAGAAUAGUCGAAGCGAUAUUUUCCGAGUGUGUGCCGGUUAUCAUAUCAGAUAAUUAUGUGCCUCCUUUCUUUGAGGUGUUGGAAUGGGAAGCAUUUUCGGUAUUUGUUCGCGAAAGCGAUGUCCCUAGUCUUCGAGACAUACUUCUCUCAAUUCCAGAAGAGAAGUACUUGGCAUUGCAUUUUGGAGUAAAGAAGGUUCAGCAACAUUUUCUGUGGCACAAAAUUCCUGUUAAGUUUGACUUAUUUCAUAUGAUUCUUCACUCUGUAUGGAACAAUAGACUUUCUCAAAUGAGACUCAAGUAAUGAUAUCAUUGAUGUUAACAAGUUGUGUCUAAGUAGAUCUGAGGUAGAAGAUGUAAAUAGAUAUAUUCAUAUAUGUUUAUUUAUCUUUGAGAGCUAUUUUUACCUUUCAUGAUUUCUUAAAAAUCACACCUUAUGCA
Messenger RNA from Vicia villosa (hairy vetch), 1998 nucleotides. Its product is annotated as probable glycosyltransferase At3g07620. The coding region runs from base 290 to 1861 and encodes 523 amino acids. Gene Ontology annotation, molecular function: glycosyltransferase activity. The transcript has 5 exons. Lineage: Eukaryota; Viridiplantae; Streptophyta; Magnoliopsida; Fabales; Fabaceae. The record is from RefSeq and is a predicted model, not a curated record.